AAGGGAAGUAAUUCAUCAAACUUCCGGACCGUCGAAAUGAAAUAGCAGCCAAGUUUCACUUUUCGGCAACUUUGCUCGAAGCAAGUUCAUUUAUGUUCGUUGUAUUAAGGUAAAAACCAUUGAAAUUUGUCAACAUGUGUGACGUAAUGGACUUAGAGUGCCCUUCAUGUGGUGAGAGAGCCAUCAUGAGGGACUAUCACGGAACAGAUGAACAUUAUGUUUGCGUUGAAUGUGGGUCUCUUGUCGAAAAUUCUGGUUUAGUUUCAACGAAAUAUGAUGUUGGAGGUGAAAUUAAACAGUUUGUUCCGUCCAAAGUCGGUCAGUCAAAGACCUCUAAAUGUCCAGGAUUUCAAAAUUUGGUAUCUUACUUAGAAACAAUUUGUCUUCUGCUGAAAGUCUUACCAGAAAUUGAAGAACUUGCUAAGGACCAUUUCAACACAUUAUACAAUUUACACGUUGUGAAGUAUAAAGGUAUGGAAUCCAAGGAGUAUUUAGUCCUUGCUUGUGUCUACAUCAGCUGUCGACAGCACAAUGCUCUGUACACCCUGCUGGAGAUUGCUAAGCUGGCCAGGUGCAACGUAUUUAAUCUUGGCAAUGCUUACAAGACUGCUGUACAGUUACUUGGACUGAGUCUGGAACAAUCUGGAAUUGGUGCUCUGAGCCGGCAGCUGUUCUCACAGUCGAAUCUGACAGUUCCUGUUAUUUCUCGUGCUCACGAGUUGCUUCAUCUCAGCAACAAAUUUUGGUUGGUUAGCGGGAGAAAUCCAGUUGGGUUAUUGCUGGCUGUUUCAUAUAUAUCAUGGAAAACUGACAAACCUAUGGAGCGGUGCAAAAUAUCUGCUCAGAAAUAUUGCAAAGAGCAUAAACUGACUUUCUCUCCAAUGGUGAAGCAAAGAAUUAGUGAAAUUGAGAAAGUGUUGUUCCAUCUCGCUCUGGAAUUGCCUUGGGUGAAAACAGAGCCAAUCAAAGAACGGUUGCCGUUUCUAGUGAAUGAUAUACUUAAUUAUCAGAAGUCUUUGAUUUUGGAAAUGGAAAGAAACAUAAAUAAUGAAAAAAACAAUGAAGAACAAUUUCCAUUCAUUUCCAAAAAUAAUUAUGGAGAAAUUCUUCCCCCUAUUAUGAAGAAAAAAGUGAAAAAGGUUGAAGAAUCUGAACCUUAUUCAGUUGCCUUAGUUACUUGCUGUGAUAAAAGUGACAGUGAAGAUCUCGACCGACUUAAUGUAGAUGACUAUAUCAAGUCAGAGAAAGAAAUUGAAGCUUUGAAGAACUUAGAAUGAAAAGAAGCUCUUGUAUAGGAAAUAAGUCUGGUAUUUUCUGAAAGCUGCAUGCAUGUGGUUGAGUCAUGAUGGCCAUCAGAUUAGCAGUAAGGAAUCCAAGUUCUAUCACUGAUGUUUGCAACAGGCAAUUUCACUACCCUGGGUAAAAUUAAUCUUUUAUCAGCUAAAUGCUACAGAAACUGGAGAUUUAAAAUAUAGCUAUACCAGUUGUUGCGGUUCAGAAUAUGAUGAAAUCAAUAUAUGUGAGAGAGGAUUCUACCGUGCCUAUGAUUGAACAAAGGAGCUCCAAUAUAGUUGCUCUGCUUACUAGAAAUAGCUACUAAAUAACCCUCAAAUCACUUCCUAGCAUCAUGUAAUCCUGCCUAUUGCUAAAAUAACAGAAUACUUAUAACUGUUAAGCUUUUGAUUGUAGAUAUACUCAAUCACAAGUGACCUGGGUUUAACGCUUUAACAGUUCAACUGGCUAUAUCCGGCCCAAAUAUGCUAUCUGUUUUAUGUUCAAACCAACCAGAUCCUGCUUCUCAUACCUACACUACAGUGUCAUUUCUAAAGAAAUACUAUCACUUCAUUGAAAUCUUGAAGCUAUGAGAAAAUGUAUGAUUAAUCCAAAGCAAUGUGAAUAAAUAAGCAUUGCAUUUGACAAAGUGAUCUGAAUGCUAAAAGGUUAAUCGAUAACUAUUACCUUUUAUCAUGCCAAGGGAGAUAGACUGUGUCUAUUUAUCCAGUCAAGAUCUACGCAUCAUAUUUAUUUUACUCAACAUCUACAUACUGUGUCAAUCCAUGCAGUCAACAUCUGUUUAUUGUUUGUGUCUAUCCAGUAAACAUCUACACACUGUGUCUAUUUAUUGACUCAACAUUUACACACUGCAUCUGGCCAUAUAGUCAACUUCUACACUCUGUUUAUCCAGUUAAUAUCUAUACCAAGUGCUUAUCUAUCUAGUCAACAUCUACAUACUCUGCCUAUUAACCCUUUCGUUACUGUAUUCAUUUUGAAAUGCUCUGUGUUUUUUUCAGUUACUUCAAAUAUUAGAAAGAAUUUAGUAAAAUAACUUAGUUAUCAUUAAGCUGGUGUUAGGAACAUAAAUUGUGACUAAGGUUUGGUGGAAGAUCUUAAUUCAAAACUUAUAAAAACAAGACAUUUGAACUACAGAGCCAGAGGCGGUUUCAGCCGGGUUGGUAAUGAAAGGGUUAAUCCUGUUAACAUCUACAAGUUGUCUGUCUUUCCAUCCUACAUUUACAUACUGUGCCUCUCUGAUCAAAAACACAACAUUGUCUAUCUCGCUACCCAGUCACCAUAUGCACACUCUUCUAAUAUCAGAGUAAAUUUUGUUGUUAGACAAAAGACUAAUGUUUCAGACAGAACCUUUGAUUGGAGAGUGAUAGUCACAAUACUCCCAAGUAAUCUUCGAUCCCCUACUUAGACAUUUCAAUUCCCCAAACUACUCCCUUAACAACUCCACAGUAAAGUCACCUUACUCGGCCUUCAUCUGGAAAUACCAAGAAAAAAACUCACAUCUUUACUCUAGGUGUUAUUGGACACCUUUUUCUUCCAGUCUAUUUAGACCUUCAACUCUACCAUUUCCUCCAUCUCCAGCCAUUAAAGCUUUUUCUCAAUAUCUUUUCACUGUAUACGAUAUAUGAGUUGGACAUGUCUAUAUAUAUUUAUGAGGCGGUGCUGAAAAGUUCUUGGCUUUGGGUAAAAGAAAAUACAGGAGGGUCAGUUAAUUAGGAUUUUAUUUAUCAUAUUCUCCUCUCAGAUUCACACAUUUAUUGCAGUGGUCCUUCAGUUUUUCUAAACCCUGUAAAAGAACUCAGAAGGUUGAGCUUUCAACCAGGACUUUCAUGAUACCCUUAAAUCCCGGAACUUUUCAACACCCCCUUGUAUGUAUGUAUGUGUGUAUAUAUAUCAGAUGGGACCUCGAUGACUGCUAUGAAGCAGGAAAGUAUACUAGCCCCUCUAUAUAUAUAUUUAAUACUCAAUAUUUCAUAUAUUCAAUAAGACAUUCAAUACUUCAUUUAAUUUUACUAUUUAUAUUAUAUAUUCCAUAUUCUAUAUCCCACAUUAAUUUUAUAAGAAUAUAAAUAAAACAUAAAAAACAGA
This is a messenger RNA of Octopus bimaculoides (California two-spot octopus), 3378 nucleotides long. RefSeq names its product transcription factor IIIB 50 kDa subunit. Gene Ontology annotation, biological process: DNA-templated transcription initiation; transcription preinitiation complex assembly. NCBI's taxonomy places the organism in Eukaryota, Metazoa, Mollusca, Cephalopoda, Octopoda, Octopodidae. Gene Ontology annotation, molecular function: TBP-class protein binding. The record is from RefSeq and is a predicted model, not a curated record. Gene Ontology annotation, cellular component: transcription preinitiation complex; nucleus.